Hippocampus zosterae (dwarf seahorse) is the source of this 815-nucleotide messenger RNA. RefSeq names its product C-reactive protein-like. NCBI's taxonomy places the organism in Eukaryota, Metazoa, Chordata, Actinopteri, Syngnathiformes, Syngnathidae. The record is from RefSeq and is a predicted model, not a curated record. The coding region runs from base 99 to 767 and encodes 222 amino acids. The transcript has 4 exons.
CACAUGUGGCCUGACGCAGCGAGUUUCUCAGGUUGUAUUUGCUGACUUGGUAAAGAACAGACUAGAGCUCUUCUCAGAUUGCAUGAUUCAACCCACCAAUGGAGAAACUCUUUGUUCUCACGGUGAUGCUUGCAUCAUGUUGUGCACUCACCAAAGAUCUUUCUGGCAAAGUCUUUGUGUUCCCCAAGGGGACAGCCAAUGAUCAUGUGAAAUUGAUCACACCCAAGACAUCCUUCAGUGCAGUCACCGUCUGUUUCAGAUUUGUCACAGAUCUCACCAGGAACUAUGUCCUCUUCUCUCUGGCCACACCGGCGCUCAGCAAUGAUUUAGUCAUCUUCAAGCUCCAAACGGACAACCUGAGAGUUCACAUUCGGCAAGGCGGCACGGACUUCCUGUCGCUGUCUUUUCCUUCCAACUCCUGGCAUACAUUGUGCGCCACCUGGGACUCUGAAAAUGGAAUUGCCCAAUUGUGGAUGGACGGCAAGCCCACCAUCAAGAGGUUUAUCCACUCUGGGCAGCCCAUCACGGGCAAGCCGAGCAUCAUCCUCGGCCAAGAGCAGGACAAAUAUGAGGGAGGCUUUGAUGCCUCUCAAUCUUUCAUUGGCAUGAUCUCGCGACUUCACAUGUGGGACUACGUCCUGUCUCCAAAGGAGAUCCGACGCUACGAGGAAGAUUCAAACUUCACCCCGGGGAACGUCCUCAACUGGAGAGCCUUAGACUAUGAAAUCACCGGCAGAGUUUUGGUGGAAGAUGAGCUCACGUUGUAGAAGUCUGAAAUUACACUUGUGUAUUAUUAAACUUGCAUUUGAAGAUCA